This is a messenger RNA of Frankliniella occidentalis (western flower thrips), 659 nucleotides long. RefSeq lists its product as uncharacterized. NCBI's taxonomy places the organism in Eukaryota, Metazoa, Arthropoda, Insecta, Thysanoptera, Thripidae. The record is from RefSeq and is a predicted model, not a curated record. Bases 166 to 483 code for a protein of 105 amino acids. The transcript is spliced from 4 exons.
UAGUUCUUGCAGCAGUGCCGUGUAGAUAACCGUGGGGUGGGGUGAACGCAACGGUCAUAACUGCUGUUCGAGUCGCGAUAACUCAGUACCACAACACUACCAGUUCCGUCCUGCUGUGUGCCCAGGGCCCGAAUAACUAGAUUUGUGAAAAAAGUGGUUCGUUAAAUGAAGUUUGCAGUGGCGGGCUACCUCACCCUGGCAUUUGUUCUUGUGGGGUACCCAACACCCAGCCGACUUGCAUCAACCCAUGGAUGGCGCAACCAUGAUUUUAAAGGGGCAGUGAAGGCAUCACAAAAUGCCCCAAGCCUCGUGGCAGUGGUCAUGGACAACCCCUCAACGACUUUGGUGUUGAAUGGAACGAAGAAUGAUGAAACUCCCAACGACACCCCAUUGCAGCAGCGCAGCGUGCUCGCAGCUGCUCUGCCAAUCCUACUGAACGUAGCGAAGGCUCAUUUUCAAGAUAAAGCCAACAGACAACAUUGACUUCAAUACGGUGCAUCGAGACUCCGUUAAAGCCUUAGUGAGAUAGAUAUAAGGAUUUCUUAAUGAACGAGGCGUACUGUCUUUUUAAAGUAAAAUAGUUAUUUUUUGACCUUCGUCAUAUUGGCAAAUCUCUGUUUAAGCAAUAAAAUUGUAAAAACUGGGGAUUCACUACAAAA